CCCUGAAGGAUAUCCUAUAGAAGUCCAACUCCUUCCACUCGGCACGUCCAUUGGACGUCCAUAAGAUAUACAUCGGAUAUCACUGGAUAUUCUCUGGAUAUCCCAAAUAUCCUAAAUGGACGUCCAAUGGAUGUCCAUCGAAUGUCCGUGUGUUGACUGGGUGGUGCUUCUCCUGAUGCGAUGGUCUCCUGUGACUGCUGUGGUAGCGGUUGUGUUGAAGUGAAGUGCCCAUACUUAUUGAAAGACAUGGAAAUAGGUCAAUAUCUUGACAUUAAAACUUCGCCUUUGACAUGUGAUGGUAUUGUAACUUCUUUAGAUAGGGGACAUGCAUAUUAUUACCAAACUCAAUUACAGAUUAAAGUCACAGAUACGAAAUACUGUGACUUUGUUAUUUGGUCACCUAGAGGAUUCUUCCAUGAGAGAAUUUUCAGGGAUGAAGAUUUUUGGGCAAUAAAUUUUCCCAAAGCAUAUGAAUUCUACAAAAAGGUUAUACUUCCUGAGCUCCUUGGAAAAUAUUUCACCAAAGGAAGACACCUGGACCAAAUAUGGUGUUUUUGUAAAAAAUCUGAAGGUGGUCGCAUCAUGAUCCAGUGUGAAAAUGAUAGCUGUGAUAUUCAGUGGUUUCACUUAGAAUGUGUAGGACUACCUGAUAUUCCAAACACUUUAUGGAUGUGUCAACAAUGCAGUUUGUAAAUAUUUAUUUUUCUUAU
Messenger RNA from Phaedon cochleariae (mustard beetle), 710 nucleotides. The record is from the annotation of a GenBank genome assembly. NCBI's taxonomy places the organism in Eukaryota, Metazoa, Arthropoda, Insecta, Coleoptera, Chrysomelidae.